AUGCAGGAACAUCUGGAUCUGGUUCGGUCAGAUUUCCAGUACGUCUUCAAGGACAUCAUGGACCUAGAACACUUUGAGGAGCGCAUGUUCUUCAGCGAUCCCAUCAGCAAGUUCACUUUUUUCAGAGGGUACCAAUUUAACGUACAAUUUCUGCGAUAUUUUCUGGCGCCUAUUUAUGAGCUGCAUGAGGUCAGACAGGCUGGGGAGAAUGCUAUUCUGGUGAAGUGGAGCUGGACAAUGAACUUCUGGUGGAACAGAUACAACCCCUUCAAAUUUAUCUGGGACCCGCGCCUUGUCUUCUCCGGCUUCACAGUACUGGGCUUUAACCCAGACACAGGAAAGUGGAACAAGCACAUCGAUGGAUGGGACUGCUUGGAAGACCAGGAGUUCUUCAGCAUCGAGGGAUUUGCCUUUGUGCUCCGUCAAAUGCUGCAAGUGUCCAAGCCACCGAACAGGCUGACCCCAGAGUUCUGCAUCCUGAAGAAAUACAAGGACUGGGAGAUCCGCAGGUACAAGCCUUUCCUCGUCGCUGAAGUGUCAGCAGAUGCGGCUUCUGAAACGGAGGCUGAGGAAACCUUGCGAGAAUAUUUGCGCGGACAGAACAGCUUGGAUCUGGCCUUGGAGCGCACAACGCCUCUCUUCAGGGAAAGUUCUGGGGAGCUCUACUUCAUGCUGCCGGGCUACCAGGAAGUGGAGGAGGCGCCGUCCCCCACAAACAAAGCCGUGAAGCUGCGCAUGCAUCCGGGCGGCUGGUUUGCCGCAGGCCGAGAACAAUAA
Molecule: messenger RNA, 777 nt
Organism: Coccomyxa subellipsoidea C-169
Lineage: Eukaryota; Viridiplantae; Chlorophyta; Trebouxiophyceae; Coccomyxaceae
Exons: 7
Coding region: 1-777 (258 amino acids)
Source: RefSeq, a predicted model, not a curated record